CACUCUGUUCACUUGCGUCUGGACGAUCACCUGUGUUUGAGUACGCUCGAGUCUAUCAUUGAACUUAUUGUUGGAAAAUCUUCGUUGUCAUUUCGACAGUCUACUUUGUUCUGUAUUUGAUGUACAGCAACAAAACAUCUAUGGAGUUUAUUGAAGGAAGCAGAGGCAUCUACAGACCCAUCAGGGUGUUGUUUGACACACCUAUUUAUGAGCGGGCUCUGCAGAUCUGCUGGCACAUGCCCUCCUACAAGAUUCAUAUUGCACUGGUGGCUGAAUUUUUGAGGCUUCAGCAGGAAAAACAGCUCUCAUCUGCUGUGACUGCUGAAGACAUGACUGAGCUUCUGAUGCAGGAGAGCAAAAGCACACUGAGAGUGCAACUCUGGGAGUUUGAACUGGAGGACUUUGAUGACGAUGAGGUCAGACCUCUUCUCAAGCUGGUGUGGGAAGUGAACAACAACAUGAAGAUGAGGGACAUUGAGUUUGAAGCCAGAAGGCUCCUCAAGUUACCAGAGACCAUCCCUCCUCAGUUUCAACAUCCCAAGAUCAUCAGCCAGGCUCACAAGUACGCCAAGAGCCUGACAGAGCAGCUCCAGGAGGCCUCCAUCUCCAACCUGCUGGGCCCACGUGAGGUGGUGAUGGAGGUUGUUCCAAAAGUCCUGCAGGGCUUCUGGCUGCCUCCUCCAAACACUGCCUUCAAUAUGCCCUCCCAGCAGUUCAGCAAAAUGGCUGUUGGGGUAACAAAAGCAGUUGAGGACCGUGUGUCCACUGCUCUGUCCUCCAUGCUCCUUCAGGUCUCCUUCUCUCGCUCCAUCAGAGACGACGUGGUCCUGUCUAUCCAGGAAACCGUUGGACAGGUUUACACUCAAGACGUCCUGGUGAAGAAGCUCAACUGCUUUGCAGCUGAACUGCUGAACACCAUCAGUGAUGUUGCAGCAGAGAGGAUCUGUGUGCUGUUUCAGCCUCAGACUUUCACAAAAGUGCCUGUAUGUAUGAACACUGACAAGGAUCACACCCUGCCAGCAGAUGUGGUGGAUGGUGGAGGUCUACCUGGUCUGGAGGAGGACACUGAACCAGAACCAGACUCUGCUGUCACUACUCCUCCACCAGCUCCUGCGACCAUCACUGCUGAACCUCCUGCCAACACUGCCAUCCACAAUGACUUGAACAACAGCCUGGAUGAGGCAGAGGAACAGCCAGUGCCCAGGCCAGAACCAGACUCUGCUGUGGUUCCAGUCCCACCACCGAUUCCACUGAUUCCCACUGAUGAAGCUCCUGCCAUCACUGCGGUCCAGGAGGGUUUGACAACCAGCCAGACUGAACCAGAACAGCAGCCUACUCCUAUCCCAGAACCAGACUCUCCUCUUGUACGUGCUCCUCUGACCCCUCACACUGAACCUUCAGUCACUGCUGAGGAGCCGACCAAAGAACCAGAAACUACUCUUCCACCAGCUCCUGCGACCACCACUGCUGACACUGCCAUCCACAAUGGCUUGAACAACAGCCUGGAUGAAGCAGAGGAACAGCCAGUGCCCAAACUAGACACAGACUCCUCUCCUCCACCUGCUCCUCUGACCCCUCCUCCUGAACCUCCAGUCACUGCUGAGGAGCCGACCAAAGAACCAGACUCGGCUGUGGUGUCAUGUCCACCUGCUCCUCUGACCCCUCCUGCUGAACCUGCUCCAGUCCUGCAUGGUGAGGAUAUCUGUGGGCUGCCUACCAGACACUCUGCUGUGGUUUCAGUUCCACCGUCUCGUCUGACCCCACCUCCUGUCACCACUGCAAAGCAGGCUGACAUGGCCCUGAGCCAGGAUGAGGCCAAAACACAGACUGACGUUGGAAUUCAAGGCCUCUUCAGUUGGUUCAGAAAAACUUUCUGCAGCUGCUUUCUGCUUGACAAUGCAGCAUAAAAGCUAUUCCUCAUUUUGAUUAUUAUAUAUAUAAUAUUGUUUGUUUGCAUUUUCAAAAUAUUAAAUUCAUUUUUGUAUU
This is a messenger RNA of Lates calcarifer (barramundi perch), 1986 nucleotides long. RefSeq lists its product as uncharacterized. NCBI's taxonomy places the organism in Eukaryota, Metazoa, Chordata, Actinopteri, Centropomidae. The record is from RefSeq and is a predicted model, not a curated record. The coding region runs from base 120 to 1907 and encodes 595 amino acids. The transcript is spliced from 6 exons.